AUAUCUACAUUCACCAUGUCUGAAGUCAAGGAACUCACCUUGCAGGAGGUCUCCGAGCACAAUAACAAGAAGGAUCUCUACCUGAUCAUCAACGACAAGGUCUACGAUUGCACCACAUUCGCCAAUGAGCACCCCGGUGGUGAGGAAGUCCUCCUCGAUCUCGCCGGCCAAGACUGCACCGAAGCCUUCGACGACGUCGGCCACAGCGAUGAAGCGCGCGCCCUCCUCGACGACGGCAUGUUCGUCGGCGACGUGAAGCGCAUGCCCGGCGACCCCGUCCCCAAGGCUAAGGCAUCCACCAGCUCAGACAACUCGUCUUCUUCCUCCACCUCUGGCUUCGGCGUCGGCCUCUACGCCAUCAUCCUCAUCGGUGGCGCUGUCGCAUACGGCGCAUACAACUACCUCCAGGCUCAGCAAGCUCAGCAGCAGUAA
This is a messenger RNA of Penicillium verrucosum, 432 nucleotides long. RefSeq names its product cytochrome b5-like heme/steroid binding domain-containing protein. Lineage: Eukaryota; Fungi; Ascomycota; Eurotiomycetes; Eurotiales; Aspergillaceae. The coding region runs from base 16 to 432 and encodes 138 amino acids. Gene Ontology annotation, molecular function: heme binding. Gene Ontology annotation, cellular component: endoplasmic reticulum membrane; intracellular membrane-bounded organelle. Gene Ontology annotation, biological process: sterol biosynthetic process. The transcript is spliced from 3 exons. The record is from RefSeq and is a predicted model, not a curated record.